Sabethes cyaneus is the source of this 1679-nucleotide messenger RNA. It is a transcript of the gene wcd, whose product is annotated as U3 small nucleolar RNA-associated protein 18 homolog. The record is from RefSeq and is a predicted model, not a curated record. Gene Ontology annotation, molecular function: protein binding. Gene Ontology annotation, cellular component: Pwp2p-containing subcomplex of 90S preribosome; small-subunit processome. The transcript is spliced from 2 exons. Gene Ontology annotation, biological process: rRNA processing. The coding region runs from base 72 to 1679 and encodes 535 amino acids. Lineage: Eukaryota; Metazoa; Arthropoda; Insecta; Diptera; Culicidae.
UGUUUUUGUUACUUAUUGUUUUUUUUACAUUGAACUAAACUUUUCAAGUUCCUGUUUCGGUUUUUACAAAUAUGUCGCUGGACAGUGAUAUCGCGCAUAUAAUUUCUGCUUAUAAGCAGGAAAUUGGUUUGGAUGACCGGCUGAGCAGUGAUGAUUCUGCUCAACAUGGGGAGAGCAAUUCAGAGGAAGUGAUAAAUGACAUGAAAAACGAACCACUCGAUAGCGAUGGUGAGAGUUCCGAAAGUAACAACGAUGGACACAAAUCCAUCUUGAAAAAAGAUGCUGAUACCGGCUUGGACAGCGCAGAAGACGAACCUCAAUUCGCCGAGCUCGAUGAACAAACGGCAAUCAGUCGACCGAAAGAUGACAAAGAGAAGCAAUUGAUGAACCUGGUCUUCGGGGGAAAAGCCGAACUUGUAUCCAACCUUGAACGUGAAGCUAGAAUUCAUAGCGAGAGUGAGGAGGAUUCCGUGGCCGGCGACCGAAAACGGCCAAUUCGGACACCUGCUUGGCACGAUUCCGACGACGAUGAAGACGGAGAUUUGCCGCGCAAGAAACGCAGAGCUACGGUCGACCGACAGAGGAAAAACUUCGAAAAACUGUUUGGGAAACAGAAAUGGGCGGAUUUAGAUAGACAGCGUGAAAUCGAUUCCGACGAUGAAUUAUUGACAACGAUUGGUCAUGUAGUGAAAGGAAAAAGUACGGACCUUCCAAAGGAGAAUAUUGAGUUGAAACGGUUGAAGAACUUAAAUCGAGAGACUAAAAAUGAAGGCGAAAUAACAGCGAUUCUGUUUCAUCCCACUUCGAUGGUUGCUGUUAUGACUGGUAUGAAUGGAUUGGCAUCAAUCGUGGCCGUUGAUGGUACCAAAAAUGAAAAGUUACAUACGAUUGGAUUGAAGAAAUUUAAGAUUGCUUGCUGUCGAAUGACUCCGGAUGGAAACGAGCUGGUGAUGGGGAGUUUUCGAAAGUUCUAUCAUAUUUACAACAUGAUCUCCGGAGAAAGUGACACCCUUCAGCUUAAAGGGGAAGGUGUUUGGAGCAUGAAGAACUUCGAGAUAUCGAAAUGUGGUAAAUACUUAGCGGCUGCGGGUGGAUUCGGAGAAAUUCAUUUGCUAGAUGCUAGGAGUAAGGAACUUUUAACAACUAUUCAGCAGAAACAUUGCUGUUCAUCAUUAUGCUUUACACCGGAUUCAAAGUAUCUUUUCGCUCACAGUACCGAUAAUGAAGUGUCAGUUUACCAUAUCGAGAAGCGGCGGUUUGUAAAUGUUUUUACCGAUGACGGUUGCGUCAAUGGCUCUUUUAUAACGAUUUGCCCAAACGGCCGCUUUGUAGCUACCGGAAGCAGACAAGGGAUCGUCAAUAUAUACCUUCUGGAAAAACUGUUCAAAGAGAAAUUUCCGGUUCCGGAGAAAACUAUUUCCAAUUUAACCACUUCCGUGGGUUCCAUUGCAUUCAACCUCAGCAGUGAACUAUUGGCGAUUUCUUCUCCUGAAGUGGAAAAUGCCGUCAAACUUGUGCACAUGAAAAGCGGAACUGUUUAUCGAAAUUUUCCGACGAUGAAGGCCUCAUUAGGUCAUGUAACACGCGUGCAGUUCUCGCCAGGCGGAGGUUAUUUUGCGAUGGGCAACCGGGAAGGAAUCGUAACGUUAUUUAGAGUUAAGCAUUAUCAAAAUUAUUGA